AUGAGUGAAACCUGUCCAUUACUAUUGGAAAACGGCUCAGUACCGUCACCGUCACCGACAGUGGUCAUCAACGUAGGAGGUCGACGGGCAAGAUUAUCGCUUGAUAUGAUAUCCCGACGUCUGGACAGUUGUCGAUUGUCAGCAUUCUGCAGAAAAUCCCAUAUUGAGAAGCUUACCGAUUGUGAUGCAUAUUUUGAACAUGCUGGAGAGUACUACUUUGAGCGUAGCCCUAUUAUCUUCGAAUACAUUGUGGACUUUUUUGUAACUGGAAAGCUUCAUCGACCAAUGGAUAUUUGCCCAAUAAGGUUGAGAUACGAGUUGGACUACUGGCGAAUCCCUAUCCAUUUCCUGUCACCAUGCUGUAUGCUGGAAGAAAACAAUAAUCACGCUAAAAAGCGUGUCGAAGUUAGUAAUCACGACAGUUCCUGCCCUCCAUCUUCAUUUGAGAAGGUGUGGAUGGGACCAAUGCGAUUACAUUUGUAUCGAAUGCUUGAAAAUCCUCGUUCAUCAUUUGCUGCAAAAGUGUUCUCCAUCGUUUCUGCCUCCUUCGUACUACUUUCUCUAUUAGGUUUGAUUCUUAGCUCCAUGCCAGAACUUCAGGAUGAAAACAAAGAGCCACAUCCCGUCCUACAGUGGUUGGAGUUAUGGAUGCAGAAUGAAAUGUUGUUCACCAUCAAAGGUAACGUUUCAGCGGCGAAAGGAGCAAUGCUGGUCGUUCGUGUUAUGCGACUCGCCCGAGUGGCAAGAAUAUUCAAGUUGGCUCGAUAUAGCACAGGAUUACGAGCGUUUGGGGAGACGAUGAAAAAAAGCGCUGCCGAAUUGAGCAUGCUCGGAAUGUUCCUAAUCACAGGAAUCAUGUUGUUCUCAACGGCUAUAUACUUCUUUGAGAGGGACGAGCCAAAUUCAAAGUUCUAUUCAAUUCCGGCUGCCUGCUGGUGGUGCGUCAUCACAAUGACAACUGUUGGUUACGGAGAUCUUGUGCCAGUCACAGCAGGAGGAAAAGUCGUAGCUGCAAUGGCAUCUGUGUGCGGCAUCAUUGUGUUGGCGUUCCCGAUUUCAAUGAUUAUCGACAAAUUCGCCGAGUCGACUGGCUGCUGGAGCGACGAAGACCAUGAACCACAGCCGAAAAAGGCCAAGGCGAAACGCGCAUUUUUCUAA
This is a messenger RNA of Haemonchus placei, 1158 nucleotides long. The record is from the annotation of a GenBank genome assembly. NCBI's taxonomy places the organism in Eukaryota, Metazoa, Nematoda, Chromadorea, Rhabditida, Trichostrongylidae.